Molecule: messenger RNA, 2499 nt
Organism: Myotis lucifugus (little brown bat)
Lineage: Eukaryota; Metazoa; Chordata; Mammalia; Chiroptera; Vespertilionidae
Gene: CIAO3
Product: nuclear prelamin A recognition factor like
Exons: 10
Coding region: 705-2054 (449 amino acids)
Biological process (GO): iron-sulfur cluster assembly
Cellular component (GO): cytosolic [4Fe-4S] assembly targeting complex
Molecular function (GO): 4 iron, 4 sulfur cluster binding
Source: RefSeq, a predicted model, not a curated record
GUCCCCCACGUGGCUGCCCAGGGACUGUCCGGGUGUGUGGUCCCUGGCGUUGCCCUCCUGGAGGAGAGAGCUUGCCCCUAAAGGAGAUGGGCAACUGCAUUUGGAAAGGGGUGCUGUCCCUAUCCGGUGUACCUGCCCAUCCAUUGCCACCCGCGGUGCAGGCCCGGGACUGGGGGCCAUAGUUGAGUCCCAGGAGGAGGAGGGGAACACCCCUAGGCAGGGGUGAGCCGGGACAGGCCUCCUGCCGGGUCUUCCUGGGGCUGGUCAUGUUUAGGAAGGCCAUGGCCAGCGAGGUUCUCCUAGUGAUCACGUGGCAGAUGGGAAGGUGGGGAGAGAAAUGAACUUUUUUCUAGGGCACUAGGCAGGGAGGUGACGUGCAGACAGAGCACUCCUGCCAAUUCCUAGGCUUCCUCUUAGCCAAUGUAACACUGGCCCCUGGCUCUCUGUGGGGGGAGGAGGUGUGCCAUGUCUCCUGGUCACACUGAGGAGAGUAAAGGUCAGAGUUGGCAGUGUCUGCUGACAGGUUAGCAUGCAGGCCCCGUUAGCACCAGCCUUACGUGGACUGUGACCUGCAGAGUGCCCCUCAGUGCCCGCAGGUGUGAGAGCCUGUGCCCAGGGGGAGAGCCCACCCCUCUUCCUCAGGAGCCUGUGCCCGCUCAGGCCUGGCUUGGGGUCUCUCCCUGGUGUAGGACUGCAUCAAGCCCAUGAAGGUAGACAAGAAGCUGGGACGUGGCGUGGCCAAGAUCCACAUUGAAGAUGAUGGGACUUACUUCCAAGUGAGUCAGGACGGAGGGACACGGAAGCUGGAAAAGGCCAAAAUCUCACUGGACGACUGUCUGGCUUGCAGUGGCUGUGUCACCUCAGCAGAGACGGUGCUCAUCACUCAGCAGAGCCAUGAGGAGCUGCGGAAGAUUCUAGAUGCCAAUAAGACAGCUGCUCCUGAUCAGCAGAAGCUGGUUGUCAUUUCAGUCUCACCCCAGUCCAGCGCCUCACUGGCUGCAAGAUUUCAGUUGAAUCCUACAGACACCGCCAAGAAGUUAACUGCAUUCUUUAAAAAACUAGGGGCGCACUACGUGUUUGAUACCGCCUUCUCGAGGAACUUCAGUCUCCUGGAGAGCCAGCGAGAGUUUGUGCAGCGAUUCCGAGAACAGGCCAGCUCCAAGCAGGCCUUGCCCGUGCUGGCUUCUGCUUGCCCAGGCUGGAUCUGCUAUGCCGAGAAGACCCAUGGGAGCGCCAUCAUCCCCUACAUCAGCACCGCCAGGUCCCCACAGCAGGUCAUGGGCUCCCUGGUCAAGGACUUCUUCGCCCAGCAGCAGCAUGUGACCCCCGACAAGAUCCACCACGUGACAGUGAUGCCCUGCUAUGACAAGAAGCUGGAAGCGUCCAGACCUGACUUUUUUAGCCAGGAACACCAGACGCGAGAUGUGGAUUGUGUCAUCACGACAGGAGAAGUUUUCAAGUUGCUGGAAGAAGAAGGGGUCUCACUAUCAGAACUGGAGCCAGCCCCGCUGGACAGUGUGUUCAGCAGCGUGUCUGUUCAGGAGCCCACCAGCCAUCGAGGUGGGGGCUCUGGGGGCUACCUGGAGCACGUGUUCCGGCAUGCAGCCCGAGAGCUCUUUGGAAUCCACGUAGAUGAGGUCACCUACAAACCCCUGAGGAACAAGGAUUUCCAGGAGGUGACGCUGGAGAGUGAGGGCCGGGUCCUGCUGCACUUCGCUGCGGCCUACGGCUUUCGCAACAUCCAGAACCUGGUGCAGAAGCUCAAGCGAGGGCGCUGCCCAUAUCAUUAUGUGGAGGUCAUGGCCUGCCCCUCAGGUUGCUUGAACGGCGGAGGCCAGCUCAAGGCCCCCGAGAUGCCCGGCAAGGAGCUCCUCCAGCAUGUGGAGAGGCUGUACAGCAUGGUCAGGACGGAGGCACCAGAGGAUGUGCCUGGGGUCCAGGAGCUGUACGAGCAAUGGCUGCACGGCGAGGGCUCAGAGCGUGCUAGCUGCCUAUUGCACACGAGCUACCACGCAGUGGAGAAGGCCAGCUCUGGACUCAGCAUCAGGUGGUAGGAGGGCUCACCAUAGCCAGUGCCAGGACCUCAGGACCCAGGGCUUGCCCCCAAAAUGGUGGGUGAGCUGCGAGGAUGUACUAGAACCUACAUAGAGAUGGGACUCAGGACCCACAGCCAGUAAAGAUGACUUCCAGCCUGGACUCCCCAGCGCAGGCCACAGUGUCCAUAGGGUACUGGCACCUCUCCACAGGCCCAUGUCUACGGGCAGUGCCCUUGCUCUUGCUGGUUGUGGUGAGCCAAGUGUGUGAAGGUUUCAGCCAGUCCCGUGAGGAGCUUAAGGCAGAGUAAAAGUGGGGUUCCACCUGGCCCAUGUGGCUCAGCUGUUGAGCAUCGACCUACGAACCAGGUGAUCAUGGUUUGAUUCCAGUCAGGGCGCAUGCCCAGGUUGCCGGAUUGAUCCCCAGUAGGGGGUGUGCAGGAGGCAGCAAAUCAGUGAUUCUCAU